AUGAAUGCUCCAGCUUGUUCCGCCUCCCACUUCGCGUCCGAUACCUACUCUCCUACACACGCAUACGAGGCGUACGAUUCACCGUCACUUGCUCCUGAGUAUGCACUCGGCGGCUAUGACCAUCCUGCCUAUUCUCCGCAGUGGACCGACGGUACCGACGGGUCUGCGUUCGCAUACUCAGAGCAGUUAUCUAGUGCUUUCUGGACUACGGAGACUACAUAUGCGAGUACAGCUGUGUCAUUCGUCCCAAUCCCCAUGCCAUCGCCGCCGCCCGGCGACGGACAAGCCCCUUUACUCUUCCACACGCAAGCGCAAUCUGAGUUGCUUUGUGGAGACCAUGUUGCAAAGUGGCAGUUUCCCGCUUGUGUGGAAUUUAUGGGCCACAACUCGCCUCUGAUCCCGCACAGGCAAGCUGUUCCCUCGACGCCCGCGCUCUGCGUCUCCCCCGACCUCGUCUAUCCCACUGGACGUGACGAGUACGAUGGUGUCCCCUUUCCCAACGAGUGCGUACCUCAGACAACAUUGAAAAGCUCCCAACCCACUCGCGGUGCACGUCACGCAGCUCGGACUGCGUCGCAGUCCUCCUCGCACUCAUCGCCCUCGGCCUCUCCAUCGCCUGUCGCUGAGCUUUAUGCCUGGACUUCUCCACAACUCGUCGCGUGCACUCGCAGGAACGCGCCCGUACCACCCUCAUCCUCCACUCUCAUUCGCACCAACCGCUGGGCGUGUCCCCACUGCCCCUACGUCCAGCACAACCGCCGCUCACCCGACCUCAAGCGCCAUAUCGAAACGCAUACGCUUGGUGCAAGUGUUGCGAUGUGGGUGUGCUGUGGGGUAUACGCGUUGGACGCGCUGGACCAGGGGGUACCGCUCGAGGUCGUGCGGCAGGGGCAGAUCAUGGACUUUGAUGGGGUAUCGAUGAUUGGUGGGUGUAGGAAGACGUUCAGUCGACGGGAUGCGCUUCUCCGUCAUCUGAGGGCUCAGAAGGGCAAAUGCUUUGGGGAUGCGUGGUCGAUGUACCAGCCGGGGAACCGCUUGGGGAAGGAGUAG
Molecule: messenger RNA, 1050 nt
Organism: Dichomitus squalens LYAD-421 SS1
Lineage: Eukaryota; Fungi; Basidiomycota; Agaricomycetes; Polyporales; Polyporaceae
Exons: 2
Coding region: 1-1050 (349 amino acids)
Source: RefSeq, a predicted model, not a curated record